UUGUGCUAAAUAGUCGUUUCUGGCUACCAUUUACUAUUAAUGUACAUACCUUCUCUUUAUAACGAUAAAAUCAUUAUUUUUCGAGCCAACUAAAGUUAAAUAAAUUAUUAUUUUGAUGUCAAUGGAUAGGUAUUUAAUUAUAUCGCGGUUUUUGCGCUGGAAGGUUGCCCCUAUUACAAAAAUGUUAAUAUUUGUUAAUGUUAAUUAUUGCAAUUUCUUCUAAUGAACAAAUGUGUUCAACAUUUAAAAACAAAUUGUGCUUCUCAAGUGAAUCAUUUUGUUACAAUCUAAAUAAAAUAACAAUAUAAAAAAACAAUUAUUAAUGAAUGGCCACAUACAACAGAAAUCUAUCGUGCAAUCAAUCAAUUAAGCCCCAAAUAGUUCCAAUUGUCAAUUUAUGGAAUAAAAAAAUAGUGGAAUGCCACCGUCAGUCCGGUUGUCAAGGAAACCGAGCAUUACAAACGCUUUAGUAUUUCAAGGGAACUUAAAAUUAAAGCAUGGAAAGCUACAAAAUAACGGGACGGGCGGGCGAGGGGGCCCACGGAUUUGUGUUCAAAGGUGUCGACUUGCGGGAUAAGAGGACGGUGGCGAUGAAAAAGAUCCCGGUCAAUCCAGAUGCUCCGAUACCGAAAAAUACGAUGAGGGAAAUCUUAGCGUUGCGGGCGCUGAAGUCUAAAUACAUCGUUCACUUACUCGAUAUCACUUGCAUGGGAAGCGCGGUGGUUUUAAUCAUGGAGUAUUUGCCUUGUAGUUUGGCCGACGUUAUUAAAAAUUCCAAAGUCGACUUGAGCUUGGCUCAAGUGAAAACUUACGCGAAAAUGUUGCUCAAAGGUGUAGGCUACAUGCAUUCCAGAAAAAUCAUGCACAGGGAUAUAAAACCGGGAAAUUUGCUGAUAAGCCCAUGCAGAGUGUUGAAAAUAGCCGACUUUGGACUUGCCAGGAUUUACGAUAAAGAUAAGCGACGGCUGUACUCCCACCAAGUCGCUACGAGGUGGUACCGGGCUCCAGAACUGUUGUACGGUUCCAGGACGUACACCAAUUCCGUGGAUUUAUGGUCGGUGGGAUGCAUUUUGGCAGAGAUGAUCAACCGCGCCCCCCUAUUUCCUGGGGAAUCGGAUAUAGAGCAGUUGGCGAUCGUGCUGAACGCUUUGGGUACCCCGAACGAACGCAACUGGCCUGGCGUGAAGGACUUACCCGACUAUAACAAAAUUAGGUUUCGGGAGAGCAAUGCCAGAAGCUGGAGGAUUAUGAUACCCAAAGCGGACGAACCGACUCUGGAGCUCAUUAAGAAUUUAAUUUGUUAUAACGAUAACAACCGGCUCCAAGCAAAACAGUGUCUGAACCAUCAUUUCUUCGCUGUGGAACCAAAACCGGCGGCUCUGUAUGAUAUGCCGAAUCCCGAAGAAACCAAAAUUGAAAUCCCCUCCUUUUAUAUAGAAGACUUCGACGAAAUUAUCGACAAAAUAAACGGCAUUUAAUAGAUGAUAUUCGGAGCUUUAUUUUAUUUUAAUACCAAUAAUGGCGUUAUAAAGAUCGUCCUGCAACGAAGUCAGCAAUUUUCGAAACCAUUUAAUAAAGCGGAAUGCAAACGGGAAACUUAUUUCCUAUUUUUAUCUGGAUAUCUCGAAUUAGUUGUACUAUCCGUGCGUUUUUGCUGAAGCCUCUUAUACAGGGUAGAAGUAGUAUUUUUUGAAAAUUUCAACUUGACACAUCGAGGUAUUUUUUCAAGGAAUUUGUGCAUUUAGUGUUUUGACACUUUUGAAAUUUUCACUAAUUUUAACUUUUUUGUUUUGUAAACGUGGUCAAGACAAAAAAACAAAUGUGCAAAAAAUUGAUCUCAUUAAUAAAAUUGUUUGCUUUUGAAAAUGAAAACAAAAGAGUUUCCGCCUGUAAUUAUUUGCAAGCCGUGUGAAAUCAAUCAGAGCAAUAUUUAAACAAAAGAAUGAAUGAUAU
Cylas formicarius (sweet potato weevil) is the source of this 1953-nucleotide messenger RNA. Its product is annotated as cyclin-dependent kinase 20. The coding region runs from base 498 to 1478 and encodes 326 amino acids. The transcript has 4 exons. Gene Ontology annotation, cellular component: nucleus. The record is from RefSeq and is a predicted model, not a curated record. NCBI's taxonomy places the organism in Eukaryota, Metazoa, Arthropoda, Insecta, Coleoptera, Brentidae. Gene Ontology annotation, molecular function: ATP binding; cyclin-dependent protein serine/threonine kinase activity. Gene Ontology annotation, biological process: protein phosphorylation.